Molecule: messenger RNA, 1377 nt
Organism: Nematostella vectensis (starlet sea anemone)
Lineage: Eukaryota; Metazoa; Cnidaria; Anthozoa; Actiniaria; Edwardsiidae
Product: outer dense fiber protein 3
Exons: 6
Coding region: 137-904 (255 amino acids)
Cellular component (GO): cytoskeleton
Source: RefSeq, a predicted model, not a curated record
AAAACCAUUGAUUCCGACAGAGAAGCGCUUUCAAGCACAAGAACGCAGCAGAGGGAGGAAGCUAGUGUUGAUUACUACACCAGGCCUGUUCUACUACAGUAAAACUCACUCUAGAUCCUGAUUGAAACAAGAUAAAAUGACUGAAACAGGCGGAGAAUCAGAAACCAAACAAAUUCUCAUCGCAGCUCGCGAAAGAGGCCCGGGUCCUGGUAGAUAUGGCCUGCCGUCGACAUGCGGUUUUCCCGAACACGAUUUCACGAAAAACAGAGCACCAGCAUAUUCAUUUGGUACAAGGCUAGAAAACUCAAUGUUUAAAAAGGAUUGUAGCCCCGGACCUGGAUAUAGAAUCGAUCCAUCCAUCACGAAACAUGGAAAAGACGGAACGCCAAGCUACUCAGUCCUCGGGAGGCAAAGAGAUCCAAACACAUUCAAGACCCCUGCCCCUGGCGCGUAUUCGCCUGAGAAAGUCCAUCCGCAGGGAGAGCGGCACGCACCGGCCUAUUCCAUGGGUGGCAGGACACGAUAUAGGAAACGAGACGCCUCCCCCUCACCAAACGCCUACAAUCUUCCCCAACUCCUCGGCCCCAAAGUUCCAAACAAGUAUUCUUCUGCGUCAUACUCUAUGACUGGUCGAGCUACUACCGGUAGCUUCUCUGAGGAUCUGGCCAAAGCCCCUGGACCUGGCAAAUAUAACACAACAAUUCCCAACACAUACAAGAACCGACAGCCACAGUAUUCAAUGCUUGGCAGGAGCUACAUGCCUGGAGACAGUACAAAGAAACCCGGGCCUGGUGCUCACAGUCCAGAGAAAGUCUACAUCAACAAACACCAAGCGCCAAAGAUCUCUCUUGGAAUCCGCCAUAGCGAAUUCAUCACCCCGCUUAUCAUCGAUGUAUCAGAUUAAACAUAUAUACAAAUUAAUUUUUCAUUUUAAAACCCUGGAUUUUCUGUAUUUACACAAAUUUUAACUUUACUUUUACCCAUAGCAUCACUUUUAACAUUUUUUAUUUUGUUAUUUUGGAGAUCUUUGAAGUAGAAUUUUGGGAACUGGGCUCAAUGUCCUACUUCAAAAAUUUUGGUAACUGGUUUACUCUUUAACUCUUAAUUCUAGGAUUUGCAUAGAGCUACAUAAGUAUAAGCAAAUAUAUGUGUGGAAAUCAAUUUUAUUGUCAGAAAAAUUGACAUUAUUUAGUAUAGAAAUGGAUUGCCAAAGGAUAAGGGAUUAGAGACAUUACAUUUAUUCUAUCUACACAAUUUCUGUCUAAUGCAUUCAAGAUAUUGAAUGGAUACAGUUGUUUUAAUUAAACAGGCUUUACUGACUUCCUUACUUGUAACAUACCUGAGAGCUUUACACAAAUAAACAAUUGUGACAAUUAA